Acanthamoeba castellanii str. Neff is the source of this 1086-nucleotide messenger RNA. Its product is annotated as RhoGAP domain containing protein. Gene Ontology annotation, molecular function: GTPase activator activity; protein binding. NCBI's taxonomy places the organism in Eukaryota, Discosea, Longamoebia, Acanthamoebidae. Gene Ontology annotation, biological process: signal transduction; activation of GTPase activity. The coding region runs from base 1 to 1086 and encodes 361 amino acids. The record is from RefSeq and is a predicted model, not a curated record. The transcript has 8 exons.
AUGGAUCUGAGUUCAUCUUCGAGCAAAUCCAAGCUCGUCAGCACCUUUCGGCGUCGUGCCGGCUCCCUGUCGCGGGGCUCGCUGGCGAAGAACAAGAACAAGGAAAAGGACAAGUCGCACUCCCUCACCUCCGCCCUCCGCAUUUCUGGUCCCACCAACUACCGCAACAACUCGGUCACAGGCCUGUUCGGUGUGCCGUUGGCGGCGGCGCUCAAGGAGCACGUGGAGGCGGGCUUCAAAGUGCCGCCCUUCAUCGAGCAGGUGUGUCUCCACAUCGAACAGACCAUGCUCCACACCCAGGGCAUGUUCCGCCUGGCGGCCAACGCCGAAGCCCUCGAGAAAUGCCGCAACGCGCUCAACGAUGGCAAAACGCUGGACUUGUGGCACAUGGACGAUCUGGUGAUAUGUGACCUGCUCAAGCUGUACCUGCGCCAGCUGCCCGAACCUCUGCUCACCUUCGAACUCUACGAUUGCUUCCUGGCCAAGGCCAAGGCCGCCCUCCGUAUGGGGCAGCCGGUGGAUCUGCACGGGCUGGUGGACCUGCUGCCCACGCCCAACCAGCGACUGCUCAAGCGAAUCGUGUACACCCUGCGCAAGGUGAGCCAGCACUCGGCCCAGAACAAGAUGAACGAGGACAACCUGGGCAUGAUCUUCGGACCCAAUCUUCUGCGCGCCCUCGCCGGUCCUGACGAGCAGCUUCUGGAGGACUUUGCACACAUCAACGGCAUCACGCUGGCGCUCAUCAAAAACUACGACAGCCUUUUCGCCAAGGUUGACUACGAGCCCCACUACAAGUGCUACGUCCGAGCGCUCUUUGACUAUGAGCCGCCGCCCCACACGCAAGGCGAGGGCGAUGUGUUGAUGGUGGUGGAGAUCCACGGCAGCGGCUGGUGGCUCGGCGAGCUUUCCUACGGCGGCGGCGGUCGAUCGCCACCAGAGAGCGCACCGCCCGACUACCAGGGCGAGAAGAUCAUCCGGCAGGUGGGCUACUUCCCCGCUACCUACUGCGCCUACCUCAGCGGCCGCGAGUGCCAGACCCACGACAACGAGCAAGCCUGGGAGGAGGGCCACUACCCCACCGCCUGA